This is a messenger RNA of Solanum verrucosum, 669 nucleotides long. Its product is annotated as glycine-rich protein DOT1-like. The record is from RefSeq and is a predicted model, not a curated record. The transcript has 4 exons. Bases 1 to 669 code for a protein of 222 amino acids. NCBI's taxonomy places the organism in Eukaryota, Viridiplantae, Streptophyta, Magnoliopsida, Solanales, Solanaceae.
AUGGAGAAUGGUGGAGGUGGAGACUUAACUGGAAGUGGUAGAGAUGGAGAAGGAGGUGGUGGAGAUGGCGAUGGAGGAGGUGGGGACUUAACUGGAGGUGGUGGAGAUGGCGAUGGAGGAGGAGGGGUCUUAACGAGAGGUGGUGGAGAUGGCGAUGGAGAAGGAGGGCCCUUAACGGGAGUUGGUGGAGAUGGCAAUGGAGGAUGCGGGGACUUAACUGGAGGUGGUAGAGAUGGAAAAGGAGGUGGUGGAGUUGGUGAUGAAGGAGGCGGGGACUUAACUAGAGGUGGUGGAGAUGGAGAAAGUGGUGGAGGUGUAGAUGGAAGAGGUGGAGAUUUAACUGGAGGUAGUGGAGAUGGAGAAGAUGGUGGAGGUGGGAAAGGUGGCGGAGGUGGAGUUCGCCUCCAGGGAAAUGGUAUUGGAAAAGGGAAUAAAGAUGGUAGGGGAGGAGAUUUAUUAUUGCAAGGCGGAGGCGGAGGCGGAGGUGGAGGUGGAGAUGGCGAAGGCAAUGGAGGAGGUGGUUGGGAUGGAGAAGGUGGUGGAGGUGGAGAUGGUGACGGAGGAGGUGGGGACUUUACUGGGGGUGGUGGAGGUGGAGAAGGUGGUGGAGGUGGAGAUGGCGAUGGAGGAGGGGGGAGUUUAUUAGAGGUGGUGGAGGAGUGCAAUUAG